This is a messenger RNA of Nerophis ophidion (straightnose pipefish), 3047 nucleotides long. It is a transcript of the gene akt3b, whose product is annotated as v-akt murine thymoma viral oncogene homolog 3b. Gene Ontology annotation, molecular function: protein serine/threonine kinase activity; ATP binding. Gene Ontology annotation, biological process: protein phosphorylation. The record is from RefSeq and is a predicted model, not a curated record. The transcript has 14 exons. Bases 471 to 1910 code for a protein of 479 amino acids. NCBI's taxonomy places the organism in Eukaryota, Metazoa, Chordata, Actinopteri, Syngnathiformes, Syngnathidae.
GGUCAGAUCUGGCUGGUUCGUGACGUCACGUGACAGCCCAGCGACUUGUGGUGGCGGAACAGAGGAGGAACACUCGCGGCUCUUGUCUGUCUGGGACGCCCCCCCCCCCCUAAAAAAAGCUCCGUUGCUUCGGCUUCCCGCGGUCCGGACGACCAUGGACCCGCCCGCCCGCCGCUCCCGCCGCUGAGGGGGACCGUUGGAUGCUCCAGUGGCCGUCGAGGAGGAGGAGGAGGUGGAGGAGGAGGAGGGGGGCAUCCCCGUCAAUCUCCCGCCGCCAGGCUGAGUCAACAUCGCAGCGUCUGAACGCCGCCGGAGGAGGAGGAGAAGGAGGAGAGGAGGAGGACACUGUCACAGGUGUCGAGGAGAGACAGACCAGGACGUCUGAAGGGGUCGGGCCACAGUGGGCGGAGUCUGUUCGGAGGUCGGGCAGCCACACCCCCACUCAUCCUGGGCGACGCUGAGACGCCACCAUGAGCGACCAGAACGUGGUCAAGGAAGGCUGGGUCCAAAAACGAGGCGAAUACAUCAAGAACUGGCGUCCUCGCUACUUCCUGCUGAAGACGGACGGCUCCUUCAUCGGCUACAAGGACAAGCCGCAGGACUCGGACCUGGCGUACCCGCUCAACAACUUCUCUGUAGCAAAAUGUCAGCUGAUGAAAACCGAGCGUCCCAAACCAAACACCUUCAUCAUCCGCUGCCUGCAGUGGACCACCGUCAUCGAGAGAACUUUCCACGUGGACACGCCCGACGAGAGGGACGAGUGGGCGGAGGCCAUCCAGACGGUGGCCGACUCUCUGGCCAAGCAGGAGGAGGAGGGCAUCCUCAGCAGCCCCACCUCCAAUAUUGAGAACGUCAACGAGGAGGAGAUGGACACCUCCAUCAGCCACUACAAACGCAAGACCAUGAACGACUUCGACUAUCUCAAGCUUCUGGGCAAAGGAACAUUCGGCAAAGUCAUCCUGGUGCGCGAGAAGGCCAGCGGCACGUACUACGCCAUGAAGAUCCUGAAGAAGGAAGUCAUCAUCGCCAAGGAUGAAGUGGCUCACACGCUCACGGAAAGUCGGGUGUUGAAAAACACGCGGCAUCCCUUCCUGACCUCCCUCAAGUACUCCUUCCAGACCAAGGACCGCCUCUGCUUCGUCAUGGAAUACGUCAACGGAGGAGAGUUGUUUUUCCACCUGUCAAGAGAACGAGUCUUCUCCGAGGACCGCACGCGCUUCUACGGCGGCGAGAUCGUCUCGGCGCUGGACUACCUGCAUUCCGCCAAGAUCGUGUACCGGGACCUGAAGCUGGAGAACCUGAUGUUGGACAAAGACGGACACAUCAAGAUCACGGACUUCGGCCUCUGCAAGGAAGGCAUCACGGACACGGCCACCAUGAAGACCUUCUGCGGCACGCCCGAGUACUUGGCGCCCGAGGUGCUGGAGGACAACGACUACGGGCGGGCGGUGGACUGGUGGGGUCUGGGCGUGGUCACGUACGAGAUGAUGUGUGGCCGCCUGCCCUUCUACAACCAGGACCACGAGAAACUCUUUGAGCUCAUCCUCAUGGAGGAGAUCAAGUUCCCGCGCACGCUGUCGGCCGACGCCAAGUCGCUGCUGUCGGGUCUGCUCAUCAAGGACCCCAACAAGCGGCUGGGCGGAGGACCGGAGGACGCCAAGGAGAUCAUGCGACACAGUUUCUUUGGCACCGUGGACUGGCAGGACGUCUACGACAAGAAGAUGGUUCCACCCUUCCAGCCGCAGGUGUCCUCGGAGACGGACACACGCUACUUUGACGAGGAGUUCACCGCACAGACCAUCACCAUCACUCCACCGGAGAAAUAUGACGAGGACGGGAUGGACGCGGCCGACAACGAGCGGAGGCCUCACUUCCCGCAGUUCUCCUACUCGGCCAGCGGGCGGGAGUGAGCGUGGCCCGCCUGCGGCGGCGGCGGCAACCAUUUUGAGGAAACCACGUAGCCAUUUUAGGAAAAACAAAUACCAGUCUGUCCUCUCUGUGGUCCUCCCGGCGCACGGGGGCAAGUCUGGCUGGGACUCCAGGAGGUUUUUGCACAGUGGCCGCGCGUCCACACUAAAGAUGAGUCUGCCACACCUUUUCUCUUAUUUAUUUUUCUCCCCGUCAGUAUUACCUUCACCUCGCUUCUUCUCGCCAUCUUUUUUUUUUUUUUUUGCACUCGCUUCUGGGAGAGCCGCUUUUAGGGAACUAAGGACCGAAACACGAUGCCUUACGUCGCCGCUUUCACCUCCGGCACGGCCUCCCGGCUCACCUGAAACCAAACCUGGGUCUCCUUCUCCUCCUCCGGUCGCCGCGGCAACGCACCUUCCCGGAUGGCCACGGGGCAGGAAAAGCCCGCCGCGUUCUGACCCGGUCUUCUGGUUAGAACACACACACACACACACACACACACACACACACACACACACACUCUCUAAGUUUCCACGCGGCCGGCGAGCGAGAAACGCCGUGGACGUUGGCGGCUAAACCAGGAAAAGCAGGCCUCCUUCAAAAUAAGAGCAUGACGGGUGGAAAGAGGCGAGGAGUCUCCGUGUACAUAUUUCAGAUUUAUGCAAUACGCACUCACGGCGGGGGAGGGGAAGGUCCACAUUCCGCGCGCAGCGCUCAAAGACUUCAGAUCUUCUCCGCGUCCUUUUCUACUCGGCGUCUCUGCCGUCGCCAUGGAGACAGACGUCCGCCCCUCCCUCGCCCGCCCUUCUGUUGCCAUGGUUCCCGCUAGCGACUCAUCGUUCUUUGUUCACCGUAAGAACUUUUUUUGUUUGUUUUUUUUUGUCGUCGUCGUUUUGCUGGUUCGGUCCCCCCCCCCCCACCACGUCCUCUUCUGGCCCCGCCCCCUUUCUUCUUCUGGUCCUCCUUUUCAGGCAGCGUUAACUCCCACCUGGCUGGAGGACCGUGAUGGAUGCAUUAACGGAAGUCUUUUUAUUUCUUUUUUUCUCGAUUCUUUGCUUGUUUUCUUACCAAAAGAUUAGGGCAAGAUCCUUUGCUGUGCUAGUAUUUAUUUUCAAGGAAAUUAAAACAAAUACAUUUCA